AUGGAGAGAGGUAGAGAGCAUAAUGGUUUUAGUUCUGUGAAUUUUAUUCCAUAUUAUAAUAAUGGAGAUGGUCCUCAUGUGUUUCAAAAUGUGAGAAAUAACUGUUCAGCGUUACCUGAUGAGGACGAGGAAUUAACAGAAUCGUCAGUAGAAGAGAGUGGCGGAGAAGAAAUAGAAGGUCGUAGUGAAGAUUCAGAAUAUGAAUCUGAAUCCGAAGAUGGCACUUAUCCUAAGGCAUUUUAUUCUGGGAAUGAUAUUCCUCCUGCUGUUGUUCCUUGGACGCGCGUUUCUAAUUCAUUAGAUCUUAUUUUCGUUCCUCCUACAUAUAAAGGUGUAAAUCAGUCAGCAGGCUCAAAGUUUGUUCCUCCUACAUAUCAAGGUGUAAAUCAGUCAGCAGGCUCUAAGUUUGUUCCUCCUACAUAUCAAGGUGAUUCACAGAUUUACGAUAAAUAUUCACAAGCUACUCAAGAAUCUUAUCCUAACAUAUCACGAGAAAAUGAAAAAAGGGUUAGGAAAAAAACUAAUAUAGGUUCUCUAGAAAGAGAUAUGACUUCAAUUUCUUUGAAAAACACUGUGGAAAACGCUAAGAAUGAUACUAAUUCUCCAUGCGAUAGAACUGCUACUCAAAACUUUGAGAGUGCAGUUACUCAUGGUGUGUCAAGAGCUAUACCUGAUGAUUAG
Molecule: messenger RNA, 681 nt
Organism: Plasmodium malariae
Lineage: Eukaryota; Apicomplexa; Aconoidasida; Haemosporida; Plasmodiidae
Exons: 2
Coding region: 1-681 (226 amino acids)
Source: RefSeq, a predicted model, not a curated record